AUGCACUUGUGUUGGAGCAUGGAUGACUUUGGUUUAUGAGUGUCAGCAGUCUAGUAAUGAAUGCGCCGUUUCUGUGCUAUGUCAGCUGUUAUGUCCUAAAGAAACGUUGAUAUUUAAGGAUAUGAAGUCACUUUUUUGUGUAAUAAUAUUAUAACAUUGUCGCGAGGAGCUGAUAAAGGUUUUAAAUAGCACACUCCUGUGGACCACGACCAGAGCCAGAGAAGAUGGCAGGAGUCGGGGCCAAGCGUGAGGGACCACAGUUCAUCAGUGAAGUGUCGGUGAGGGGCAACGCCGCCGUGCUGGACUACUGCCGCACCUCCGUGUCCGCUCUGUCUGGAGCGACAGCCGGCAUCCUGGGCUUGACGGGACUCUACGGCUUCGUGUUUUAUUUCCUCUCUUCUUUCCUGCUCUCGCUGCUGCUCAUCCUCAAGGCCGGGCGGCGGUGGAACAAAUGCUUUAAGUCUCGGCGGCUGCUUUUCACCGGAGGCCUUGUCGGGGGGCUUUUCACCUACGUCCUGUUCUGGACAUUUUUGUACGGGAUGGUGCAUGUAUACUGAGAUGAAGUUACCACAAAACACACAAAACCAUUUCGAUAAAAAGCUCUUUAGUGCAUUAGGUUUGUCUAGUCUGCUGUAUGUAGAUAGACCUUAUUGUGAAAACGUUUCUGUAGUGAGCUGUUGAUUUUUAGAGGAUUGCUCGUCUUCCCUUAUUUCUUGCUCCAAAUCUACCAUUUGUUACGAACUCUUAUCAUGUAACUCUAGUUCUAUUCUUGGUGACAUCCAUGCCAAGGCUUUAGCCACAAUUAUUAAUUUAAUAACAGUAAAAUGCGAAAUCAAUUUCAUGUGUAAUAUGAUAGCAGCUGUGAAUAAACAUGUCUUUACAAUCUG
This is a messenger RNA of Austrofundulus limnaeus, 887 nucleotides long. RefSeq names its product ER membrane protein complex subunit 6 (gene emc6). The transcript has 2 exons. The record is from RefSeq and is a predicted model, not a curated record. Gene Ontology annotation, cellular component: membrane; endoplasmic reticulum; EMC complex. Lineage: Eukaryota; Metazoa; Chordata; Actinopteri; Cyprinodontiformes; Rivulidae. The coding region runs from base 225 to 557 and encodes 110 amino acids. Gene Ontology annotation, biological process: autophagosome assembly; protein folding in endoplasmic reticulum.